Sphaerodactylus townsendi is the source of this 3067-nucleotide messenger RNA. RefSeq names its product transmembrane protein 268 (gene TMEM268). The coding region runs from base 342 to 1376 and encodes 344 amino acids. Lineage: Eukaryota; Metazoa; Chordata; Lepidosauria; Squamata; Sphaerodactylidae. The transcript has 8 exons. The record is from RefSeq and is a predicted model, not a curated record.
UCCUAGCCAAGCUUUGCCCCACCCAUUGCCGUUCUGAGCCUAACAUUGCUUCAGAGAAUGACUCAAGGCGGCUGCGUGGAAAUGAAAAGAAGAAGAGAAACACGCUGACAGAAGUCUUGGAUGGGGCUGCUGAAUCUCCUGGACUUGUUUCUUGGGGCCUUCCGCCCAGAGCCCUCAGCUUCCAUUUUUGACUCUAGUUGACCACUUCUGGGAUGAGGAGGAAGUGAGCAAUUGGCUAUUUGUUUUUGUUUUUUCCAGAAAUGUAGAGGAGGAGAUGCAAAUGCUGAGGUUUGGAUCUCUCGCUAUAGGACAGCAGUUGUGGAGUGAAACUUCGAGUCACCAUGGCUCCUGGCAAAACUCAAGCAGGAACGGACGAAAAAGAAGAGCUGACUUUCUCAGUCUCGUACUGUCGGAGUCAAGCAGAGGAACACUCAGUGCACUGGAGGGAAGAGCUUCUCAAUGGCCAAGUCCUCAUGGUCCUGUCUGCUCGCAAGGCCUGCUCUCCUGCUCGUUUUGAUACGAAUCUUUGUGCAGCAAGACUGAAGAGCUUGGGAAUUCAGAUGACAACUGACCAGUGGAGAAAUUUAAUUCAGUCUGCGGUCCUGGAGCCAGAAGUGAGAAAGUACAUGUUCUACAACUCCAGAGUUGUUGGGAUAGCCAUUGCUGUGGUUUUCUAUAUGACUGUCUGGAUAAAUCUUUAUUCUACUCUGCAAAUAUAUUCCAUAGGACAAAGCUGGAAAAUCAGUAUCUUGGUAACCUUAGGGGCCCUUGUUGGUGCCUUGGCCAUUAGACUCAUCAUUCACCAGCAGCAGGGAAAGAUGAAUAUGAACACAGACAUGAGAUUGAUGGCUGCCAAUGAAGUUUUCAUGAAACAUGAAUUGCUGGUGGGAGUCACUGACCAACUGGACCAGCUGCAUAGCAUCCCACAGCUGUGGUUUGUUCAUUUCAAUGUGGAACCAUGCCUUCAAUCUUUAGAAGAGUCAAUUGAAGCCAUGAAGAGGAACCAAGAGUCUGCUCUGAGGCACAACCUGGAUGAGCUCUGCCUUGUCACUGAGACCGCCAUCUUGCCAGCACAGGAGGAAAAAGCUGACAGCUCUUUGGAGGAGACACCAUUGCUGCCUGACACCAGGAACAAACGCAGGAGCGCCCUGACAUGCCGAGAGCUCCUCCAGCUUAUUCCAGAUGGUGCCCCCAAAGUCAUGGCCCAGCAGCUGUUGAUGAUCUACAGUGGCUAUUACAUCAGGCUCUUGGUUAGCAGCCAGCUGCCAGAGGCCCCCGUGAGACGUCAUGUCAUGUUCACCCACAUCCCCUGCCUGUGCCAAUUUAUUGAGUUCGCAGUGCUGAGGAAGAGAUGCUUUUCAUUCAAGCUGAGGUGAGACAUGCAAGGAGCCUACAGCCAGCACAACUUGAAUUCAUUCUCUCCGAGUGUAGCGUCAAUGGACAGAGCAAGGAGAGAGACUACGCCUGUGAGGAUGAGCACCGAUUGUUCUCCAUAAGGCAGAGGUAUAAAGCAGACAUUUUUUAGAGACACCCCUAUCUCAAUGUGAAGAAUUCACUUUAAUACUAAGCUAAGUCAAGAGUCUGCCAUCCUCCAUACUCUCUGCCCAGUGCCCAGUGGCAACUCUCCAAGGUUUUCCAAACUUUGAGAUCUUCGACAUCUACAUGCUGGGAUCCUGUUAAACCUUUUCUAUAGAUUUUUUUGGGGGGUGGGAAGAGGGUGUUUACAAUUUUCACUGAUUUCCCCCUCUGCUGCAGACCUCCCACUUUUUCCCAUUCUUAGUGUUCUUCCGUGUUCUAGAAGUAGCAUUUCAGGGGCUGUCUAGCCUGCUACAUGGGUGAGCGUGUUUGUGUGUGAAAAAGUCACACGCUGCUGAUGGAAAUCCUUCCGUCGGUGACUUUUGGCAGCAUCCAAUAAUAUGUCUUUCACAAAAGCACCUUUUUGAGCCCCAUCCAAAGGCAGGAGGGAAAGGGCUUGAGGGAGUGUCGUGGCCUUGCAGCAGCAUGUUUCUCCUCCCUGCGGCACCUGCCUGGCGGAGGAGGCAAAUGCAGCAGGGGCUGCUCGCCCUCAGCCCCACCACAGCAAACCCUGGAAAACUGGGCUGCGGUGGGGCUGUGUUGGCAUCUUGAACUGAUGCCAGCAUGUGUGGGGGUGUGCGGACUGGGGCAUUGCUGAGGGCAAAGCCAACAUUAGUUGGCAUCUUCCCAGGGUUUCAGGCUGGGAAUGCAGCGCUAUGGGGUUUCCAGUGUCAUGGGGUGGGGGUGUUAGAGCUUUUUUUUUUUUUUGCUCUCUCCAGAAAGCCCUCUUGGAGUUGGUGGGGCGGCACCAUAUUGGUGCCAUAUCCCACAAGUUUCUGGCUUUGGAUGGGGCUGCCUGUCUAGCAACUUGGAAUGCAACAAAUUCCUUAAAAUCAGCCUGUAUAAUUGUAAAGUUCAAUGUAUGGAACUCCGGGAAUGUUAUUUGGACCAGUGAGGACCUGCAAAGGGAAGAGAUGGGUUAGGGCUACAGGGUUUGGGAAAGGUGUGGAGUGCUCUCCUCACUCCUGCCUGCUUUAAGUUUCCUGGAAAUUGUGAUAAUGCUAGGAAAAGUUGAAGGCAGGAAAUGACACGAGAGGAAUCAAGAAAGCCUCAGUUUGCAAGUCCUGUGCAAGGCUGUUAAUGAUAAGACACAGUAUAGGUAUCUUUCUUCAAUUAACGGGGCUUAAAUAAGCUGGUGGGAGUACAAUUUUAAUGUAGGAAAUUGUGCAAGGGGAUGUGUUAACCCCUUGUUCUCCAGUACCUUGGCCCUGAGCCACAUCACGCCACCCUAUGACUGCUUUUUGGAACCAGAUAACACAUCUAGAAUUCUAGUUGUUGAACUUUUGCCUUCCUGGAUAGUUCAGCUCAGUUUCAUUCAUUGGAACAUGUGAUUGGGGUUCAGGCUGUGUUAACUUCUGAAAAGGGAAGCUUGAAACUUCAACCCUUUGUGCUUGGUGGAUAUCAGGUUGGACUGUGGGAUUUGGAACCAUUUCUCCUUGACCCUCUUGCCUUCCAAGCCUGUAAAUAAACAGAUGUUUAUGGGAUGAUGAUA